GCUAAUUUUAAUUAACUACUUCACUAGCUUGUAAAAAACAUAGUACAGCAAAGAUUUGACUAUUAGCUACACAUAUUAGUAGUUAAUUUCGUCGGUGAACAAGUCCAGCUGACUUCUAAUGAUGGCUCAAAUGAUGGCUUGCCAUCUUUUGAUUGUCUGGUUACUCGUCUUGCUCUGCCAGCAAGGGUCACAGAGGUACAUCCCCUCACCGCCUGGUAUUGACCCCGCCUUCGCGGCCGAACCAUACGAACGUCACUCCUCCCCCCUCUCCUCGCUUGAUACAUCUCCUGGCUCCUCCCCCCUCUCCUCGCUUGAUACAUCUCCUGGUUCCUCCCCCAUCUCCUCGCUUGAUACAUCUCCUGGCUCCUCCCCCAUCUCCUCGCUUGAUACAUCUCCUGGCUCCUCCCCCGUCUCCUCGCUUGAUACAUCUCCUGGCUCCUCCCCCCUCUCCUCCCAGGAGAUUGUGUCUGCCCCCUCCACCCCCUUCACCUCCUCCACCCCCUCACCUCUGGAUCUCAUCCCCACUCAGCUGGCUCCGCCUCCUGCCUACAGCCACCUCAAUACAACUGAUGUCCAUAGCAACCCAGCUAGCGACCCUGACAACUCUGAUGAGGACCUGGUUGUGGAUUCGGUGGGCAGAACGACCUCGAGUGACACUGAUGCUCCUGCCGACCCUAGUCUGACCUACGACCCCAGCCUGAUCUACGACCCCUCUGACUCUGAGGAGGGAUCUGCAGAUGUGUGGUUGGAGGAGGAGCUAGAAGAGGAGGCCAGCAGAAACUUCAUUUCCCACAAUGCCACACUGCUCCAUCGCCCCCUGAUUGAGUCUGUGACCGAUGCCGCUAUGGCAACGGACUUUGGUGAUGCCACACAUACUAAGGCUUCCAUGGCUACCACGUAUUCUUACUGGGACUCUGAUAAUAUGACCGAGGCCAAUGGUAACCAUGACGACAUCCAAGACGUUGACGUGGUUGAUUUACUUCCUGUUAUUUAUUCCUCCGACGACACAGUUACGGACGUCGCUGAGGGCUCAUACAAUGGCGAAGGGAGCGGUGGGAGUUGUAGUUUUAGCGGCCCCGCGGAGGCCUGUAGUUCCUCUGAAACCAAAAUUGACUCUACGGAGUCACUUGGGCGCCAUGGAGACGACAAGGAUGAGUCGACGUCUGGUCCCGUUAGCAACAGCCCGCUUAGAGACAGCGAAGCCAUGAAAGGCCCCAUCGCUGCUUUCCGUGAGCCCACCCUCUCCUCCAAUCAAGACGGCGUUGCUGUGACGCCUGAUGAUGUCAUCAGCACCAGCCAAUCACAGGGGGAGGCACUUCCCCCCCUGUCUGUGGCCACGCCCACCCCUCCUGCUUCGGGACAUGUGGAACCAGGACGUGGAAUCCUGGGCUGGGUCCGAGAUCUGUUCCUCUGGCGACAGAGUUCUUAGAACUCUGGAACCUGAUCGCCUCUCUCACUUCCUGUUGGAAACCUCUUAGGACUGGAGGGGGGUUUGGGAAUUGUAAAUGUAAGAUGAGUUGUCUUGAAGAAUUUAGUUUUUUUAUGUACACGUUCUAUAUAUAUAAAAUGUAUUUUGCCAACAAUGUUUCAGUGAUACAAAAAAUAAACAUUUAUUGAGUGU
Molecule: messenger RNA, 1621 nt
Organism: Osmerus eperlanus (European smelt)
Lineage: Eukaryota; Metazoa; Chordata; Actinopteri; Osmeriformes; Osmeridae
Exons: 2
Coding region: 119-1429 (436 amino acids)
Source: RefSeq, a predicted model, not a curated record